ACAGGAAUCUGGGCAUGUGAGAGCAGCACAUUUCAAGUCCAGCUUUCAUUUCUCCUGCUGGCUAUACUCGGUGAAUCAACUAUUCAACUGACUACUUGCAGCAAAAUAUCAGGACACUUAAAAUAAAUGCUGCUAUAAUGAGUGAAGUCUUCUCUGAAAACAACGAAGGAAGUCUACCCAACUGUACAGUAGGAGGAGAAGAAGAAGGAAAACUGAUUCACAGGAUUACACCUCGAAUCCCCAGCUCUUACACACGUGCCAAAAAGGGUCUUUCUGUGACUGAGGGUGAAGCAAGAUUUCUGGACAAACCACCUCUAUCUUACAUAGCCCUAAUUGCAAAGGCAAUUCUUUCUUCCCCUACGAAUAAACUGAACUUAGCUGCUAUCUACAAAUACAUUGAAGAUAAUUUUCCCUUCUACAGGAACAAAGGUCGAGGCUGGAGGAACAGUGUAAGGCACAACCUUUCACUAAAUGACUGUUUCAUCAAGGUGGGAAGAUGUGAGGAUGGCAAAGGAAAUUACUGGAGUAUUCACCCAUCUAACUUAAAUGACUUUGUUCAUGGAGACUUCAGGCAACAUCGAAGGUCACGAAAACGAGGCCGUCAAAAGGAGCUCGAGCAUUGCCUUGCUGUGAAUUAUUUCAUGCCAUGGGGACACUCUCCUUCCUACCCAGCACCAAACUGGCUUUACCAAACCCAUUGCUUUCUGAAUCCUUUGUGGAAAAUUCUGUAUGCUGACAGACUGCAGUUUGUGCAUGAAUACCAGAAAUGGAAUGUAAACAGUGAUUUAAUCAUGGGGAAGUUUUCACCUCCACUACAGACUGACAAACCACACAGCAUUUCUGUGGACCGGUUUUACGGAUCUCCUGCUACUUCAGUAAUGCAGCAGAAUAUUUUCCUAAAUAUUCAACAGGCUUUCCCUAAUUCCUUUUUCUUCUCUUCUCAAAAGCAGCAGCAAAGUGAAGCAUUCAGACACAUCUGUAAGUACUAGAGAGUACAUGAAGUGCAGUAACUUCACAGGUAGCUUGGGACUCUGUCAAGAUACAAUGUAUUAAUAUAUAUUGCAGAAUUUUGAACAUUUGUGAAUGUUUAAAGACAGCAAAAGAGUUUAUUUAUGGCACCCAGUGAUUCCAGUGAUUGAUAUUUUUGUGUAUUAGCUUUGAAAUUAUAACAAUGAAUACUGGUUUUAAUAAUUCUACUAGUCGAUAGUCAUGCAUAGAUUAUUCGGUUUGAGUAAAUCUACUAGCACUGACUGCCCAAUAGAAUUAACUUUAGAUUGUCCUGUAUUAAUUGAUUUACUGUAUAAUAAUACUCUAUUAGAUUCAAACUAAUACACGUGUCUGUGUAUUUGCAAUGAUAUAUUCAAAUAUGUAUACCCAUAUAUACCCUUCUAUUAUAUUGAGUAGAAAGCAUUAAUACAUUUUUCUUUGUCAGUUGCAAAUGUCUUUGGAAUGUUACUCAUCACUUCCCAUACUGCUGAAAAUGCUGUGUUAUUCUUCUACUCAUUCAAUUUUAUACAUUGGUUAGGAGUCACUUGGCAUUAUUAAUUCUGAUGCAUUCUAUUGAUCAAAAAAAUCACUGUAAAUUUUUGUAUCUUUAGCAGUUAAGUGGAUACCUGGUUCUGCUUGAAUAAAUAUUACAAGUGAAAUAGAUUGCAAUAUUAUCUUUAAUAAGUUUUUUAGUACCAAUCUAGUUCUUAAAUGCAUGGCCACAUUUUAAUUAACCUACUUAAAUGACUAGUUAAUGACAGCAUCACUAAUUACAAGUUUACCCAUCAGUUGGGUAUAAUCUCUUUAAGAAAUUUUCAUUUUUCAGAUAAUAUCAGCUGUGGAAAUUGCUUCAGCUUAUACUUUUAUACUACAUAGAUGUAUAUACAAGGUUGCUUACAUAGCUAUAGAGUAUAUGAUGAUAUAAAGUACUCACUUAAAUAUAUCUGGUACAUGUAUGUAUCUACCCAGCAACCUCAUUGUAACAGGAAUUUUUAAUCAGGAAAGUAUACCAAGCAUUACGAUAAAAACACCCAGCUUUUGCUAAGUUAUAAGCUUUCAGAAAAAACUUGCUUUGAAAUAUUUGCUUGCUGAAAAUGUAGAUUUGAGUAGUAAAUCCCUAAGGACUCUUCAGUGCCUUAAUGCUGUAGUGUGUGGACUAAACUUGAGUCUUGGACAAAGGCGAAGGAAGGUGGUGUUCAGGGGCCAGUUGGGUAGGGAAACCGGGCUGAAGAAAUCAUGGAGAUAACUGGGGUUGAGGAAAACGUGGAGAUAACUGGGGUUGGAACAAGGAGCCCAGAUGUGCUGAGGAAUGAGCUAUAAGAAGCCUGAGGAUUACAAACAGUGAAUGCCAGGCAAUUAUAAUCAGAUGAGAAUGAAAGCUACGGAUAAGAAGAGUCAGAGCAGAUUUAAGGAGCAGCAGGUGGGAAAAGUCUCUGCCUCCUAUAGUUUAUGUACUAGAAUGCCUGGGAUGGAAUUUAACACUCACAGUUCUUUAGCUGUCAGCAAAUUCCUUUAAAAUUACACAAGACAACAAGCUAUUCUUCUUUUGUUCUCACUGGCUCCAUUAGCUUACUUGGCAAAAGCUUGUGAAGUGCACCUGAGGAUAUUCCUAGAAGGACAAAACGCUAUUUGACUUCAUCUUCCCUGCUAAAUAAGACUUGGAGGAAGGGAGUAAGUGUAUAACACAACACUUUGCUUGAGGUAAUGUUACCUGUUUCUUAAGAAGAUAUUUUUAAGCCUGGAGUAAUCUUUUUAGCUCUGGGAAAAGAAAUGCAUUUUACCAGAUUUGUUACAGUGGUGGAAAUGUGGCAUGAAACAAACCGUACUCAUGCUGCCAGAUUUUCAUCCCAGUUUCCUGUGAGAAUGUAAUAAGAGGAACUCACAUGCAGGAAGAGACGUUCUUCUGCUCAGAUGCUUGGAUUUUAUUUGAAGACCACUUUGAAAUAGUUUUCAUACCACCAGUGGCACACAUACCAUAGUCUCAAGGCUCCCAUCUUGGAUAUUUCCAGUCUGAUUAUGUGGCUGUCAGUAUGCUUUCUUAUUUUUUUUCCUUUUGGUGUGUUUUAACUGCUUGUUUGUUUGCAUAGCACCAGCAUACCACAUUGCAGGAGGAUUCUUUUCAUGUAGUGAGCAACUAUUUAUAUUGUCCUCAUCAUUCAGUGGAUAUCUGUGGGUUUCUUACCAUGCAUAGUUCAAACCCUACUCUGAAGACAAAAUUAUCCAAUUCCUAUUUUAUUAUUAACUUGCAAAAACAUAAUACAAUUUAGAAUCAUAGAAUCACAGAAUAGUUUGGUUUGGUAGGGACCUUAAAGAUCAUCUAGCUCCAACCCCCCUGUGACGGGCAGGGACACCUCCCACUAAAUCAGGCUGCCCAAGGCCCCAUCCAGCCUGGCCUUGAACACUUCAACUUUACUUCCAAAACACCUUGAAAGAUGAGGAACAUCUUGAAACAUAGGCUUAAAAAGACUGAGGUCAAAAUUGCAUGCUCACUUUGGGCAUCACUUUUUGUGAAAUCGUUGUGUAGUAAUUUAUCUGCUAAAAGCCCAGUUCCCACUGUCUUGGCUUUCAGCUCUGAGAGUUCAAAACAUUUUCAACGAUCCCAAGCAACAACGAAACCAGUGGACAUCAGUGGAAAGCUUGAUAUCAGUAAGAUGUCCAGAAAUACUGCUGCAAGUAUAAGAGACAGGUACAUCUCUUCGAUGCAUACUCCAGCUGCCAUAAUAUAGACAACUCUUUUUCUUCCUGUAAUCCCCAACCAACUUUUCUAAAGAUCUUCCAAAUUCUGAAACAAACCCCAGCAUUUCUUCAUAGGUGAUUUUAAUUAAUCUACAAAUAUGGUCUAUUUUAUAUAUUAAAUAAGACAAGACAAAAACAGACCUUUUCACACAAUUAAAGGCAAUACUAUAAGUCCUUCAGCGGAGGCAAGGGCCAAGAAGGAAUACACAAUUUAGACAAGAUGCCAUUCCCACCACCACCUACCCCAGCUUCUGAAAGCUUGGCAUUGCAAUCUUAACAAUGUUUUCCAUUGCAGCUGAAGGGGUAGGGUUAGUAUGUCAUUUUGUGCUGAAAAUGUCAAAGUACUAAUUUGCAAACAACCUAAAGUAAAAAUUUAAACGCAGUAAGAAACAAAUGAAUUUAUGUAUUCUACCUGAUUUCCAAGCCCCCAAAUCCACUUAACAUAUAAAAAUAAAUAAUUUUCUGAUCUUGAAAUAUAAUUCUACAACUUGAGAGAACAUUACAUUUCUGAUACAGGAAAUUGCCAUUUAAUGAGAAGACAGAAAGGCUCUUGAAAAUUAAACAGAGGAAUCACAUGCCUGUACAGGAAUGUCUGAGGCAGUACAUGUGCUGUGAGGGACUCCUUAGAAAUGAAAACAACAGUUACAAAUGCUGAAUUACAGAAAAUCUGACAUGAACACAAUAUCCAAAACCUGCAUGUUGACAGCUUCAGCAUUUUCCAGUUAAGAUGCAUUACCAGAGCUGAUGAAAAUAUUGGGAAGUCAGAACCUCAGCAUUUUGACCAUUGUCACCUCUGUUCUGUCCAUAAAUAAGACAGAGGUCAUCUUUUUACAGCAGAUCUACUUUGGGAGUACACAGAUGAAAUGCCAGUGUAUGACAUAAAUAGCUGAAAUGGAGGUCGCAUACGGUCUCACAAAUAAAUGUUGCCAAUUGCUCUCCUCUUCUUUUUGCACUAAAGAAAAUUACUUCUGCAUAAUGAAAUUAUGUUUGAACCACAGAUUUUCUAACACUUUCAAUAAACUGUAUCUUAAUGAUGAGCAGUAAGAGAACUAGGCCUGAACAUGAGAACCUCAUAUUAACA
Messenger RNA from Cuculus canorus (common cuckoo), 4804 nucleotides. Its product is annotated as forkhead box protein D1-like. Gene Ontology annotation, molecular function: DNA-binding transcription factor activity, RNA polymerase II-specific; RNA polymerase II cis-regulatory region sequence-specific DNA binding. Lineage: Eukaryota; Metazoa; Chordata; Aves; Cuculiformes; Cuculidae. The coding region runs from base 138 to 989 and encodes 283 amino acids. The record is from RefSeq and is a predicted model, not a curated record. Gene Ontology annotation, biological process: anatomical structure morphogenesis; cell differentiation; regulation of transcription by RNA polymerase II. The transcript has a single exon.